AUGAUACUGAAUCGCCUAUACUGGCUCAUUGAGUCUCCUCUCUCGGAUCUCCUACCGAAUAACCAAUUUGGUUUUAGGAAGUUCAGAUCAUGUCAAGAUAACCUCACGGUUCUCGUCGCCAGCAUUCACUCUGGUUUCAUAUCUAAACAAGAUACUGUAGCCCUAUUCAUUGACAUUAAAUCUGCCUUCGAUAAUGUUCUCCCCCACAUCCUCAUUCAAGACCUCCAAAAAUUAGAGUUUCCUCCUCUCACGCUUUCCUUUAUCAACAACCUCAUCUCAUACCACACUAUCCAGUUUAUCAAUCAGGACUCUAUCUCCGAAUCGAGAGCCUCAUUCAAAGGUACUCCCCAAUUAGGCUCCGUCCUCAGUCCUACACUAUUUAAUCUUUAUUUACGCAUGAUUAAUGACACGCUCCACCCUGAUACAGAACUUUUACAGUUCGCGGACGACAUCGUGAUCUUCUCCUCCCUCAAAGACACGGCGUUGGCAGUUCACUCUGUUGAGCGCUCCCUUUAUGGGCUGGAAGAUUUCCUACGGAACCGUGGCUUGGAGAUAUCCUUGCCAAAAACUCAACUUAUGAUCUUCUCUAACAAAAGAUCCCCAGAUCCAAUGAGCUGGUCUAUUUUGUUUCAAGGGCACCUCAUCUCUCCUUCCUCCACCGUACGUUUUCUAGGGGUACUGCUAGAUUCCAAGCUAACUGGCAAGGCACAUAUGUUUUACGUCAUUAACAAAGGCAAACGCAUUCUCCAAAUCAUCUCCGCUUUCAGAGGCACCUGGUGGGGAGCCCAUCCUCACAUGUUAUUGACUAUAUACAGGGCCAUGCUGCGUGCGUCCAUAGAAUACUCUGCUCAGAUCUUUGGUACCAACAAUGAUAGCAGGUUGCAUCUCCUCCAAGUCAUUCAAAACCAAGCCAUUCGCCUUUGCUUUGGCUAUCGCAUUUCUACUCCUCUGAACGUUGUAUUUACGGAGUCGGUUGAACUUACACUUCCAUUCAGAUUCCGUCUCCUGACUUCGCGUUACUUCAUAAAGAUUAGCUCUGUGCGGGAUCACCCUGCCGUUAUCAAAUUACAUUUCCUCUGUGACCUUGCAAGGGCGCCUUCAGAUUGGACUACCUACGCGCGCAUUUCCCAACCGCUCUUAUCUUUCAGCGCAUCUGGUCGUAUCACUCCAUUAUGGACUGCUCAUUUACCUUACCCAACUAUCGACAUUCUUUUUCCUCUACAUCCAUCUCUCCCUCUUACAUCUCGCUCUCUCCUCCCCCCUCCUCUUCUUUCCUCCGAUCUCCCCGACUCAAUGCCUACCAUAAACGCUCAACCUCUUUUCACUCUCUUUGAUCAGGAAUUGGCAUGCCUCACGGCAGAAUCCACGACGUUUUUUACCGAUGGGUCGAAGGUGGAUCACGGCACAUGCGUUGGGGCUGCGGUUUUCUCCCCUCAGUUACAAGCGGAACUCAUGUUCAAGCUCUCCUCGUAUACUUCGAUAUUCUCUGCAGAAGCCUACGCCAUAUAUACCGUCAUAACUCUAUUGGUCGACCUACACCUACCUAGAGUUACUGUCAUUACCGACUCAAAAAGCGUCCUUGAGUCCAUUAGGGGAUCUCACAACUAUACCAAUAAUUACCUUAUCCCCCUUAUCAAAUCCGUACUCGAAGAAGCCGAAACGAAAGGUACUAGUAUUCAAUUCAUUUGGGUACCCUCUCACAGAGGCAUUGAGGGCAAUGAAAGGGCGGACCAACUGGCUAAACGUGCAAUCAGACAAGGCAUUGAACCUAAUUUUAAAGUGCCUUACUCCGAUCUCAGCGCGGUUAUUAAACAACAAACUCUUGAUAACUUCUACCUAUAUCUUGAAUCCAUGGCGGACAUUUAA
Messenger RNA from Mycetomoellerius zeteki, 1866 nucleotides. RefSeq lists its product as uncharacterized. Lineage: Eukaryota; Metazoa; Arthropoda; Insecta; Hymenoptera; Formicidae. The record is from RefSeq and is a predicted model, not a curated record. Gene Ontology annotation, molecular function: RNA-DNA hybrid ribonuclease activity; nucleic acid binding. Bases 1 to 1866 code for a protein of 621 amino acids. The transcript has a single exon.